Lodderomyces orthopsilosis Co 90-125 is the source of this 1290-nucleotide messenger RNA. RefSeq lists its product as uncharacterized. The coding region runs from base 1 to 1290 and encodes 429 amino acids. NCBI's taxonomy places the organism in Eukaryota, Fungi, Ascomycota, Pichiomycetes, Serinales, Debaryomycetaceae. The transcript has a single exon. The record is from RefSeq and is a predicted model, not a curated record.
AUGUUUUUCGUGACAGUCAUCUUAAUAUCACUAGCUGCGAUCUACAUUGUCCUAAAACUACUCAAUCACUUUAAAACAGUCCCUGACUUAUACUUGCAACAACAAUCAUACCCCGAUCCAACGCGAUUACCUAACGAAUCACCUAUAUAUCAUUCAACUAAAUCACCCACUGGAUUACGACUUGGUCUUGAUAUUCGAUAUGAUCAUUACAAAUUACGCAGAGGAAACUGUAGUGAUAUUUGGGAAAUUGCCAUGAAGAAAGGAGGGGGAUCUAGGGGGAUAUACGUUAGAGAUGAGUUUGUUGAAUUUGCAACCAUAAAUUACUAUAUUUCUCAGUGGGGUGAAACAUGUGAUGCUAUAAACAUACCGGUGGAUUAUAAAAUAGAUACACGUUGGAUUAUUGUGGUUUUAAUUGGUCUUGUUAAACAAAUCCCAUUACAAUUUUACGAAAAGCAAGUACCUAAAACUGGUAAAUUCAUUUCUCACAUUAAACUCCCUCAUCCCCAACAAUUGACCGAGUUUGAGAAUGUAUACACAGUAGAUAAAGAUAAGGGAAUAUCGAUCAAAUUUAAUAAACUGGUGAAACUUGGAAUUGACGUCGUGGUUGAUUUCACUCAAUUGAACUUAAUUAGUGCUGUUGCAUCAUCAAUAAAACAUCUACCAGUGGAUCACACGGGGAAAUCAUUCACAAUUAUAUCAUCACCUGAUUUUGAAGGGGUUUCAAACACCAUUCUCAAAUUGUUAAUGACAUUUGUUUGCCAAAUGGAAGUACAUAUCGAGGAUGCACCCACCUUCGAAACUGAUAUAACUACCCUCCCCGAAUCGAAAGCAAUAUUGUCUGAGUUGUCAUGGAAACAAAAUAUUAAACUCCACUUCCUUGGGUUGGGUAUCUUUUCCUCAGAUAAAUUAGUCUACGUCUACUCCUCCGUGUCCCAUCCUCAAUUGACAUCAUCUCAACUUAAUCAUUUACGAAUAGUCACAAACUCCCACGUUAUCCGUGAAUAUUAUACAUACAACAUCUUUGGUCCAAUAUUAACCACAGACUACUAUGAAUAUCGUACCUACACUCGUCAAUUUGGAGUCAUACCUCAAUCAUUAGAAAUGAAGGUGAAUAAUUUGGAUGCAAAUGGAAUAGGUAGUUUAUUAGUGAGAGGUUACACCAUUGGUAAAUCUACCAAUUACUUAAAUGGAGUCGAACAAAAGCAAAAUGCAAAUUCCAAUGGAGAUGGGUUUAUGCCGAUCAAUAUACGUGGUAAAUGGGGUACUGAUGGAUGCUUAUAUUUAAUAUAA